Acanthoscelides obtectus is the source of this 264-nucleotide messenger RNA. The record is from the annotation of a GenBank genome assembly. NCBI's taxonomy places the organism in Eukaryota, Metazoa, Arthropoda, Insecta, Coleoptera, Chrysomelidae.
AUUUCCUAGUACAGAUGCGAACGGAGAAGAAUUUCCUUUGAUAAUGAUUAAACUUAUUUGCUGUAAGAGGCAGCUGAUUGUUUACUUUGGACAUUUAACAUCGUUGAUCCUUCAACCUUUUGAAAUAUUACAAUCAGUCCAAUACUCAUAUUACCGCUCAAUCGAAGGGGGCGAGUUUUUCGAUCUGUACAUUGGAGCGAGUAGGUUUUCCUAUAUUUAUUUCCUAGUACAGAUGCGAACGGAUAAGAAUUUCCUUUGAUAAUU